Molecule: messenger RNA, 1197 nt
Organism: Cordyceps fumosorosea ARSEF 2679
Lineage: Eukaryota; Fungi; Ascomycota; Sordariomycetes; Hypocreales; Cordycipitaceae
Product: methylitaconate delta2-delta3-isomerase
Exons: 1
Coding region: 1-1197 (398 amino acids)
Source: RefSeq, a predicted model, not a curated record
AUGGCGCCCCGACGUACGCAAAGAUCUAUCCCCUGCGUGCUAAUGCGUGCCGGGACCUCCAAGGGGCUUUUCAUGCACCGUGCCACCCUCCCCGGUUCCCAAUUCGACUGGUCUCGAGCAAUCGUGGCGGCCAUGGGCUCCUGUUACGGGGACCCCAAGCAGAUCGACGGUCUCGGGGGUGGCUCCAGCGUAACCUCCAAAGUUGCUGUCAUUGGUCCAUCUGCCCAUCUCGGGAUUGAUGUUGACUACACCUUCAUUCAGGUUGCGGUUGGAGAGGAGAGGAUUGAUCUAUCCGGGAACUGCGGCAAUAUGGUUUCCGGCGUAGGCCCCUUUGCGCUACAGGAGGGGCUUGUGAGCGCCGAGCCCGGAGCCAAAAUCGUGGAUGUCCGAAUUUUGAAUACGAACACCAAUCGAGUCAUCGUGGAGACAAUCGAGGUUGACGAGACUGGAGCGGUGGUGGAAGAUGGAGCGUGUCAUAUUCCAGGCGUUGCUGCCCCUGGUGCCCCGAUCAGGGUCGCCUUCGUUGAGCCUCAAGGUAGCAUGACGGGCAAGAUGUUCCCGACCGACCGCGUUUCGGAAGAGAUCGAGGUCAGCACGGUUGAGGGUCUGGAGGGGUUUACUGCGGAGGUGACCAUUGUUGACUGCGCCAACCCUUUUGUCCUGAUAGACUCCCGAUCGCUUCCAACUGCAGCAGCCGAGGAUGGAAACGAAAUACAGAGGCAGGUUGUUGAAGCUAUUCGCUGCGAAGCUGCCGUCCGUAUGGGGCUCGCCAGCACUGUCGCAGAAGCAGGCAAGACCAGCGGGACUCCCAAGGCGGCCAUUCUCGCCAAAUCCGCCCACCCGUCGAGGUCAGACAUCAGGGUCACAGCAUACAGCAUGGGCAAGCUGCACCCAAGCCUGCAGUUGACCGGGGGCGUCUGCCUUGCUGCAGCUGCUUGUGUCGAGAACACCAUCCCGCAUCGUCUGAAAGUGGCAUCUUGCAGCGGCGGACUGGUUACACCACCACUGGACGCCAGCGAAUUGAACACCGGAGGUACCCCUAAAUGUACAGAAACCGUGCGCCUGGAGCACAGUCGUGGAGUGAUGGAGAUGGAUGUUGCAAGGACUAUGACGAAGAAUGGCAUCAAGAUUGAGCGGGUGACUGGCAUUCGUACGGCAAGGAGACUGUUUGAGGGUAAUGUUCUUUUCUACACCUAG